Messenger RNA from Heterocephalus glaber (naked mole-rat), 6301 nucleotides. It is a transcript of the gene Srms, whose product is annotated as src-related kinase lacking C-terminal regulatory tyrosine and N-terminal myristylation sites. Gene Ontology annotation, biological process: protein phosphorylation. The record is from RefSeq and is a predicted model, not a curated record. NCBI's taxonomy places the organism in Eukaryota, Metazoa, Chordata, Mammalia, Rodentia, Bathyergidae. Gene Ontology annotation, molecular function: ATP binding; protein tyrosine kinase activity.
AUAUUCUAGAUAGUAGUCCUUUGACUGGGGAACAGCUGCUAAAAUUUUUUUGCCAGCACUCUGUUGGUGGUCUCACUUGCCUUGCAAAAUCUUCUUUUGUUUGUUUCUUUGAGCUAGGGUCUCCAUAUGUGGUUCAGGCUGGCCUUGAACUCGGUGAUUGUCCUGCCUCAGCCUUCCAAGUGCUGGGAUUACAGGCGAGUGCUGGUUGUUGUUGGCUUAAGGGUCUGAGAGACAAAAGCUAGAGCAUUUGGACAAAGGGGUGCUGUCUGAAGGCCUGGGGGGCUGGCACCUGGGAGCAGAGAGGGCAGGAAAGCAGCAGCAGGAGGCCCCUCUCCCAGGAGGCUGUGGUGGCCGAGCAUGCCCCUCCUCUCUGGGGCCAGCCAGGCCCUGGGCUUCUGCCUGCUCCUCGGCUCCACCCUGCCCCACUUUUUUUUUCUAUUCCUAAUUUCCCAUCUAAUUUUCAAUUAAACUUUUCAUUUUGAGAUAGGUCAAUUCCCAGACAGUUGUGAGGAGGAACCGAUUCCUUUCCUACUGUCCUCCCAUCACCCUGCAGAGCUGCAGCACAAGUCACACCAGGACACUGGCACUGACAGACGCAGGGGAGUCCACACCCACAGGAGCCCACCUGCCCCCGGCCACCCUCCUUGGCCUCUGCAGUCACCGCCAGCUCCGUGGUGUCCCUCCAGCAAGUCCGCAGCCCUGUCCCUGCUGCUCUGGACAGUGUGUUGCGGCCUUGCCUUGCACUGCUGAGCCACACGUGGCCAGGGAUGCAUGCUUGUUGUCAGUGUGUGAGCCAGGGUGUCUGAGAGAGGACAGUGAGCACGGAGAGGCUCAGCACCGUGUCUAUGGGCGGCAAGUCCACGGCAGGGUUCGGAGCUGGGCCACCUGCCCCUGCCCCCAGCAAGCCUCCCACAUCCUCUCUCCCUCUGCACCCCCACCUGGCCAGUGGGGCACUGAGUGGCAGAGCCAAGGGAGGGUGGGCAGCACAGCUGCCUGCCGGGCCGAGUUGUGUAGGUGUGUGAGGUGAAGAGGGAAGAAUGUGGCCAGAAGCUCCAGGGGGGGACAGGGCACUGCAGACCUUGGGAGCUCAGGCUGACGCUGAGGCUGUGGCACCAUCACCUGGCUUGUGAGGUCUGGAAAGGGAAGACUGGAGGGUGCAGGGAGAGGGAGGACAUGGGCCUGGGGGCUAGAGGAGGGGGCCACGUUGGCACAGAGGGGCUCCCUAGGCAGAGGACACAGGUUGGAUGGCACCCGUGCAGCUGGCACCAGGGCUGGGGCCUGGCACCUGGUCAGCUGACUGCAGGGUGCGGAAGGGGUAUGGUGUGGGCCCUGCUGGGUCAGGACCGGCUGUUAUGGCACAGUGUGGGAGGUGUAGGGUGUAGGUGUGGAGGAGCAGGUCAGGGCACAGGGUCGGUGGGUGCAGCAUGAGGGUUGCAGGCUAGGGUAGGCUGAAAGGUCAGGCUGCAGAGCCCGCUGGGUUGGACAGUCCAGGGACGGAUGGCCCAUUUCCCCGGGGCACUCUGUGGCCUGGUCACUGAAGACCCUCUGGGCCUCUCCCUCUCUGGGGGGUCCUGGGGGUUUAGACCUUCCGUUCGGGUCACCAGGAGAUCAGUGGGCCUUCUUUGGGAGCUGAGUCCCCAUUGGCCCACGGAUUCCCCUCUCAGUCUUGCCCAGGGAGGGAGGAAGGAGGAAGAAGACUGCUCCGCCUUGGAGCCCUUUUCAACAGCAGUAGCAUGGGUGGGCAGGCUUCUGUGCUGUCACUGCCCCUCUUCCCCUCUGACUCUGCCACUGACCCGCCACCUGCCCCUGGGCUCCAGCUGCACACGGAAUGUGCCGAGUCUAGAGGCCAGGACUGUGUGGCUUUGCAAGACAGGCAAUAUCUGAGGAAUCGGCCUUCAGUUUCCCAGUGCGUGACCCCCGCAAGGUCUCCUGGGGUGGGGGUGGGGCUCUCACAGCCAAAGGAGGCCUCCCUAUGGCUUCUCAGUUGGAGACGGGAAGCUGGGUUUCCUGCCAGGUUUCCUGCAAAACUAGAUAUGGAGGACUUAAGGGAACUGCUGUACAAAAACCCUGGCAGGCAAAUGGAAGGCAGACGAUGGGGAAAAUCUGAGCAGGGCUGUGCAGCGAGAGCCUCGGAGGCACGCCCAAGGCCUCCUCGAUUGUGCAUUUGCCACGGUAUUCUUCUGGAGCCCCUCACCCCCAGCGAGCUGAGUCUCCACUUGUACCGCCCGGGGCCCGUGGCCCUCAAGCUGCGCUCGCUGUGGGCAGGGGCUUGGCCAUCUGGCCUCUUGCCAGAGGAGUGGUGCACUCGAGGAUUACAGCUGCGUCCCAUCCCCACGAGGGCCAGCUAUCCAGGAAGCUCUCCGUCUGCACUGGGCACAGCGUGGGAAGCCCCUUCACCGCAUGUUCAACCAGAAGAGCUGUGGGGGAGUCUGUGGCAAUCCUGUGUGGGCGCGAGGAUUGGGAAAGACGCUUAGGUGCUGCAGGGGAGCCGUGAGCAAGCGGAAGAGCUGCCAGGGGGGACCCCAGACCCUGCCCCGUGACUGUGCUGGAGCACUGGGCUGGCUGGGUCUUGCUGCCCUCUCCUGCCCCUCUGAGGGCCGCCAGGGGCGGACAGUUCGCUUCAGCUGCAGCCUGGGCCGUCUGGGACUUGCCGGCCACCCCUUGCCACGUGCUGCUCACCGGGCAGGCCCAUGACCCCACGCAGGGGCCCAGAUGUCCCGAGCCGCCUCCCUGCCAGGCGGCGGAGUAGCCCUGAAGCCACGUGCCCCGUCACCGGUGUCUGGUGCUCCCUGUCCACCUGCCCUCCCCUAAGCCCCUGCGUCACCACCGUUCCAUUUUCAACUGGAGAACUGGGACACUAGAAGCCUCCCGGUCCCUGUCCCCUCUGCGGUGCAGAGGCCGCCGCGGGGCUCGCUUUUGUGAUGCCGGAAGGUUUGGCCAACAUUUUCAUACAAGUCCAGCUGACGGUGCUGAGGAGGCCAGCGCUCUGCCCGGGAGGCGGCUGGCUGGGGCUAGGCGCACUCGGCGGGCCUGGGAGCACAGAGCCAGUCCUGAGGCUGGGACCUGGGCUUGCGGGGCAGAGCCGCCAGUCUAGUCCUCUCCCGGCCUCGCCCUCGGCCCCGCCCAGUGCUCUGGCUUCCCGCAGUGGCUCUCACCUAUGGGCCCGGCAGAUCCUGCCGCCGCACCCCAGGCAUCCAGGAAGGCGGCUGUGCGAUCGGGGCUGGGUCCGCCAGGAGGCAGGGGGGCCGCGCCCCGUGGAGGGCGCCCCCGGAGUGGCCGCGGGUCGGCGCUGCCUGUCACCCGCACCUGGCUGUCCCCACCGACCCUGCCGGAUUCUCGCUCAAACUGGGCCUCCCCAUGGGCCUCCGGCGGCACCGCAGCCUGACGCCCGCCUGGGGCGUGGAGCCCUUCCUCAGGAGGCGCCUGCGUCUGUCCUUUUGGGACAAGAUCUGGCCGGCGGAGGAGCCAGAGGACGACGUCCCGGCGGCGCCGGGCCCCGACGCUGAGCCGCGAGCGCAGCUCUUCCGCGCGCUCCGCGACUUCGCGGCUCGCUGCCGCGGGGACCGGGAGGCGAACUGCGUCUUCGCCCGCGGGCUCUCCGGCCGACCCAGCGCCGGGCUGGUGCCCAUCACCUACGCGGCCGCGGCUGCUCCGGAGACGCUUGCAGAGCAGCCCCGGUACUUGAGUGGGAUCAGCCGGUCCCACGCCCAGCAGCUCCUCUUGUGCCCUGCCAGCGAACCAGGGGCCUUCCUUAACCGGCCCAGAGAGAGCAGCCUCGGGGGCUUCUCACUCUCAGUCCGAGCCAAGGCCAAAGUCUGCCACUACCGAAUUUGUACAGCGCCCGGCAGCAGCCUCUACCUACAGGAGGGCCAGCGCUUCCCCAGUCUGGAGGAGCUGCACGCCUACUACAAGGCCAACUGGAAGCUGACCUAGAACCCCCUGCUGCAGCCCUGUGUGCCCCAGAAGCCCCCGGCACAGGACAAGUGGGAGCGGCCACGCUCGGAAUUUGUCCUCUGGAGGAAGUUGGGUGAAGGCUGCUUUGGGGAGGUGUGGGAAGGCCUGUGGCUGGGCUCUGUGCCUCUAGUGGUCAACGUCAUCAAGCCAGGUGAGGCGGUGCUACCCCAAGUCCCCCAGCCAGGCCUGGGCCAAUGCCCACUGCCCUCUGACCCUGGGGACGCCAGGGGCAGGGGCAGCGGUGGCCUGGGCAGUCCUGGAGCAGAGGCCUCUCCUGCAGCUGACAUGAAGCUGGCCGAAUUCACCAAGGAGAUCGCGGCUCUGAAGAGCCUGCGGCAUGAGCGGCUCAUGUGGCUGCAUGUGGUGUGCUCCACAGGGGAGCCCGUGUAUAUCAUCACUGAGGUCCUGUGCAAGGGCAGCCUGCAGGCGUACCUGGGCACCCUCUCCCCCUGCAGGCCCCGAGGGCCAGCACUGAGCCUGCCACUCCUGCUGAGCUUCACUUGCCAGGUGGCCGAGGCCAUGAGCUACUUGGAGGAGUGGCACAUCGUCCACCGAGACCUGGCCGCCAGGAAUGUGCUCGUGGGCAAUGACCUCACCUUUGGCCUGGCCCGGCUCCUAAAGGAUGACAUCUACUCCCCAAGCAGCAGCUCCAAGAUCCCUGUCAAGUGGACGGCACCUGAGGCAGCCAAUUACCACAUUUUCUCGCACAAGUCUGAUGUCUGGUCCUUCGGCAUCCUGCUGUACGAGGUCUUCACCUAUGGCCAGUGUCCCUUUGAAGGUGUGAUGACCAAUCAUGAGACUCUGUGGCAGCUCAGCUGUGGGUACCAGCUGCCCUGCCCAGCUGCCUGCCCAGUGGAAGUGUACCUGCUCCUUUUGGAGUGCUGGAAGGGCAGCCCUGAGGAGCGGCCUGCCUUUGCCAUGCUGCGAGAGAAGCUGGGCACUGUCCACAGGCACCUGCACCUGGGCCUCACGUGACUGGGGCUCUGGGCCCAGGGUGGCACUGAAGCUGCUGCUCCAUGAAGGACAUCUCCCAGGACACUGCUUGCCAUUAACACAUAGCGUGGAUGUCACACAGCCAGGAACCCUGCACGCUUCCAGGAUCUGGCCAUGGGCUUCCAGUGCUGACCUGGCUACACAUGCGGGCCGUGCUUGGCCCAGACACACACCCCGACAACACGGGGCUGAUGUUCUCAGCCCUGUGUGGCCAGUGUUCCUGGCAUCUCUGGAAGGAGGGACAAAGCACAGAAAUGGAUUCUCCUGGAACCACUGAGGGAGCAGCCCCUGAGCCCAGAGGCCACCUCCUCCUCUGAGCUUCCUUUCCUUGGGCCUCCCUGGCUCCCUCCCCGGGUCACAGAGCAGAGGCCAGUGUCCCACCUGCCACACUGCUGCGGCUCCCAAGCAGAGCCAUCAGCACAAACUGUGCACACACCGGCCCAGCCCUGUGCCCAGGCACUGCAGACCUGGGCACACGCAGCACCACUCAGUGAGCAUGCUCCGACUCAGCCGUGUGCACCAGAACUGGAUGCUGGGGUCUGUCUUGGCUAGCAAAGGUGGGAGGGAGAGCUGGAGCCCAUCCAGAGCCCACGGUGCCCAGAAUGGACACAGCCUUAGGGGAGGUGGCAGGACUGGCAGAGGCAGGGGCCACAUGAACAGCCCUUCUGUCUCCCUGGGCCUGGCUGGAGCUGGCAGGCUGGGAUUGAAGUGAGCAGGCUCUGUCAGGCCAUAGGAAGGGCAGGCUGGGCAGCUGGCAGCUGCACUAUCAGCCAUUUCCAGGGCAGGACCUGCAUUUCAGAGUUGGUUCUCGGGACUGGCACUGGCUGGGAGGCAGUUUCCUGGUUGGCAGAUUAGGGGCAGUGUGUGUGGAAUGCACUGGUAUGCUGCAAACUAGGUGACAAGUGGCGCUCAGGUUAAAAGAAAAGCCCCAGCUGGGCCACAUUUACAUUUUGGGUGUGGCGCUUUGGGAGUGAGGUGUGGGCGGGAACAUGCAGUUGGCCCUUGAUUACCCCACAGGGACCUGGAUGGCACUUUACAGCUCCCAUUUGGAGGACUUGACCCCGUGUGCUACAGUUCAGGGCUGAGGUCCAAAGAGGGGACCGGGUCGUAAGGGCACCGACCACACCCCUGGGUGGACCACUGCAGAGUUCACUGCUCGGUGGCUGGCCAGGCUGUGGGCAUGUGGCAGGGAGUGGGCCCUGGGGUGCCCCAGAGCAGCCUGGCUGCAGGCCCGGGAGGGGGUGGACCAGGAGCCCUGGAGGUGGCACCGGCCCUUGUGUGGGGUGGGGCAGAGUGCUGUGGUCUGAGCCUCUGGAGAGUAUUUCAUGUCCCUGGCUCUCUCUUUGCUCUCUUA